AUGGCGGAUGACAAGGAUUCUCUGCCUAAGCUUAAGGACCUGGCAUUUCUCAAGAACCAGUUGGAACGCCUGCAGCAGCGUGUGGAAGACGAAGUCAACAGUGGUGUGGGCCAGGAUGGCUCGCUCUUGUCCUCCCCAUUCCUCAAGGGCUUCUUAGCCGGCUAUGUGGUGGCCAAACUGAGGGCAUCAGCAGUAUUGGGCUUUGCUGUGGGUACCUGCACUGGCAUCUACGCAGCUCAGGCAUAUGCUGUGCCCAAUGUGGAGAAGACGUUGAGGGACUAUCUUCGGUCAUUGCGCAAGGGGCCCGACUAG
Molecule: messenger RNA, 312 nt
Organism: Lynx canadensis (Canada lynx)
Lineage: Eukaryota; Metazoa; Chordata; Mammalia; Carnivora; Felidae
Product: SLC35A4 upstream open reading frame protein
Exons: 3
Coding region: 1-312 (103 amino acids)
Source: RefSeq, a predicted model, not a curated record